Heterotrigona itama is the source of this 565-nucleotide messenger RNA. NCBI's taxonomy places the organism in Eukaryota, Metazoa, Arthropoda, Insecta, Hymenoptera, Apidae. The record is from the annotation of a GenBank genome assembly.
AAUAUUUAUUUUAUCCGGAAGAAUCCAAAUUGUCCAAAAAGUGUGCAAGAAUUUUUUCUCAUCGAGCCACUCGUAAAUCAGAACCCACUCGAUAAUUCUCGAUCUUCGUCUUAACGAUACUAAACGAAGGCAUGUUAAUUUGGAACGUCAUACACGAACGUUGUAAUUGGCUGGUCAUACUCUGCAGAGACGAAGAAGGACUAAGUGGAGGCCUAAUGCAUCAUUUCCAAAUUACACGUUUAUCCCCCGUUGCAUUUGCAGGUCCGAGUCCGGGAGCAAUUACCAUGCCGGGCAUCGAAGGAACGAAAGCAUGUAUGCUAUGACCGGGCUGUACGCGGAGAGCGCGAAUACAGGAACCGAUGAAACCACAGACCCAUUGCAGGCGACUGGCAGCAGACUGACUCACGACACCGUCAUCAGAUGUCACAGUAGAAAUCCCAGUUCUGGCCUCGUGGACCAUAGGACGGAGAAGGAGAGAGCGCAAACUCCACCGUUUAAUCCGGACUCGAAGGACUGCGGGAUCCUGAGUUGCAGGCCGGCCUUUAUACAAAGAUUCGCUGGAAUA